CGGGGCCGCGGCUGGGGUUGGCGCAGGCGCACUGCUCCGGCCGGGCAGCAUGGCGGACCUAGCCCCUCAACCCGGCAAGCGAAAGCGCGAACAGGACGCCGAGGAGGCGGCCACGGACCAAGAGCAAGCGGGCGUCGGGAAUGGUACCUCCGCCCCGGUGCAGUUACCGUUCUCCGGCUUCAGAGUGGAAAAAGUGCUGAGGGAGUCCGCGAGGGACAAAAUCCUUUUCCUCCACGGGAAGGUGAAUGAAGCCUCUGGAGAUGGCGGUGGAGAGGAUGCCAUUGUGAUCCUGGAGAAGACACCGUUUCAGGUGGAGCAGGUAGCCCAGCUCCUGAUGGGUCGCCCUGAGCUCCAGUUGCAGUUCUCCAAUGAUAUCUACAGCACCUAUCACCUGUUUCCUCCACGGCAGCUGAGUGAUGUAAAGGCAACCGUGGUUUACCCGGCCACAGAGAAGCAUCUACAGAAGUACCUGCGCCAGGACCUCCGCCUGGUCCAAGAGACGGGAAGCGAUUACAAGAACAUCACCUUACCCUACCUGGAAUCCCAGAGCCUCAGCAUCCAGUGGGUGUACAACAUUCUCGAUAAGAAGGCAGAAACCGACCGGAUUGUUUUUGAGAACCCAGAUCCCUCCGAUGGCUUUGUCCUCAUCCCCGAUCUCAAGUGGAACCAACAGCAGCUCGAUGACCUGUACCUGAUUGCCAUCUGCCAUCGCCGGGGCAUCAGAUCGCUUCGGGACCUUACUCCAGAGCACCUGCCGCUGCUCAGGAACAUCCUCCGGGAGGGCCAGAACCCCAUAUCCUGUCUCCCCCGAGAAAACUUCCUGAGCAAGAUCCAGUGUCCCUUGACCCCACCUUAACCAGCAAGCAAAGGCCAGCGCCUCUGGCAGCAUGAUCCAUCUGUCCUGCAUGUGCAAAGAAUGCCUCUGUGUCGUUCCCACCCCCCGCCCCCCUGCGUGUGUGAUGUGUCCCUGCCCUGCUGGAGCAGUGGUACAGGUCACCCUUCCCAGAAAAAUCCUGGACGCGGCCACAACUGGCUGUCAGCCCCCAGUACUUGGCCUACUAUCUCCUCUGCGUGGCCUGAGAAGGAAGGAAGCAUUUUGGAGGCAUGACUGCUAUUGUUCCUUGGCUCCUCUCAUUUUGCCCAAAAGUUUCCUCAUAGAGCAAAACUGCCGAGUGUCGUGGAUUUGUCAACAUUCCUUCCUGAAGCCGAGAAAACAUUCCGGAACAAGUUGGACAUGUAAGCUCCGCUCUGCAGUGUCUCUGUUGAACACAGAUCCCGGUACUGAGAAAUAAAUCAAGAAACAUUUAUGUACAAAGUAAUAUUUGAAACUGUUUCUCCUGUAAUACUUCCACCUCCAAAACAUUUUAGCCUGUCUCUUCCUGAAUACACUGGUGUAGGCCUGCCAAUUCUUCCUUCUCAGAAAGGGCAAAAAUCUUCAUUCCAAACAUGUUAAAUAAUGUCCCUUUUUAAAGAAGAUGGUAGUAAUGGAUCGUGAUUGUUUUUAAAAUAUCCUCACUCAGCAAAAUAAAUGUUGGCAACCCUGUG
Canis lupus familiaris (dog) is the source of this 1545-nucleotide messenger RNA. It is a transcript of the gene DCPS, whose product is annotated as decapping enzyme, scavenger. Gene Ontology annotation, biological process: deadenylation-dependent decapping of nuclear-transcribed mRNA. The transcript has 6 exons. NCBI's taxonomy places the organism in Eukaryota, Metazoa, Chordata, Mammalia, Carnivora, Canidae. Bases 50 to 856 code for a protein of 268 amino acids. The record is from RefSeq and is a predicted model, not a curated record. Gene Ontology annotation, cellular component: P-body; nucleus. Gene Ontology annotation, molecular function: hydrolase activity; RNA 7-methylguanosine cap binding.